CAAACCAAAAAUCGGUUUAAAUUGUCUGAAAAGAAAACGAAAGAAACCGAAACCUUCUAUUUCACUCGGAGGCUCUGACGUUUAUUGAAGUUUCAUCGUUUAAGGUUGGACCAUUAUCAAUGGCGAGGAUCAUCAGAAGACCGUUAAAUUUGACGGCAGCCGCCCGGUUCCGACUUGCUCCGUUAUCUCCAUUCUCCGGCAACUCUGGUUCUAUUAACUCGGAUACGACUCGUUGCUCUGAGUUAAUUCGGGUACCGAGUUUAGUGGAGGGAUGCGAUUACAAGCACUGGCUGGUUCUCAUGAAGCCACCCAAUGGAUACCCAACUCGAAAUCACAUUGUCCAAAGCUUCUUCGAAACCCUAGCCAUGGCUCUAGGGAGUGAAGAAGAAGCUAAGAAAUCGAUAUACUCUGUAUCCACAAAGUACUACUAUGCAUUUGGCUGCAGAUUUCAAGAACCUUUGACUUACAAGAUUAGAUCUCUGCCUGAUGUUAAAUGGGUUUUACCAGAUUCUUUUAUUGUGGAUGGUGACAAUAGAUAUGGAGGCUCUGACGUUUCAUCGUUUAAGGUUGGACCAUUGUCAAUGGCGAGGAUCAUCAGAAGACCGUUAAACUUGACAGCGGCCGCCCGGUUUCGACUUGCUCCGUUAUCUCCAUUCUCCGGUAACUCUGGUUCCGUUAACUCGGAUACGACUCGUUGGUCUGAGUUAAUUCGAGUACCGAGUUUAGUUGAGGGAUGCGAUUACAAGCACUGGCUGGUUCUCAUGAAGCCACCCAAUGGAUACCCAACUCGAAAUCACAUUGUCCAAAGCUUCUUCGAAACCCUAGCCAUGGCUCUAGGGAGCGACGAAGAAGCUAAAAAAUCGAUAUACUCUGUAUCUACAAAGUACUACUAUGCAUUUGGCUGCAGGGUUCAUGAACCUUUGACUUACAAGAUUAGAUCUCUGCCUGAUGUUAAAUGGGUUUUACCAGAUUCGUAUAUUGUGGAUGGUGACAAUAGAUAUGGAGGAGAGCCGUUUGUUGAUGGAGAGGUCGUUCAAUAUGAUGAGAAGUAUCAUGCGGACUGGCUACGGGAUCAAACUGAUGAUGAUGCUAAUAACCGAGUAGUCAAGAAGAAGCCUAGGAGGAAAAGAAAGAAGAAGUUGAUCUAAUUGGAGAUAUUUGGUAUUUAGAAGUCUUCUUGCUUCAGUGUGGCACUCAAGCCUAAAGAUUUUCUGGAAUCUCUUUUAGUGUUACUAAUGAGCUGUUGUAAAGAAUCCUAGGUGUAAUGGUAGUGGAAAAAAUUAUUCAAUCAAUC
This is a messenger RNA of Arabidopsis arenosa, 1294 nucleotides long. The record is from the annotation of a GenBank genome assembly. NCBI's taxonomy places the organism in Eukaryota, Viridiplantae, Streptophyta, Magnoliopsida, Brassicales, Brassicaceae.